Carassius carassius (crucian carp) is the source of this 1576-nucleotide messenger RNA. Its product is annotated as SPRY domain-containing protein 7-like. Lineage: Eukaryota; Metazoa; Chordata; Actinopteri; Cypriniformes; Cyprinidae. The record is from RefSeq and is a predicted model, not a curated record. Gene Ontology annotation, molecular function: protein binding. The transcript is spliced from 5 exons. Bases 170 to 760 code for a protein of 196 amino acids.
UGGGGUGGGGGGGGAUAAAACCUUCACGUCAUAUCCUGUUAGCUUAGCAUGUAGAUAGAAUGAAAACAACCUCCGAUGAUUUGUAGCACAAAUAACAUCGUAUAGCAACUAUACAGAACGUAACCGCAUCAUAUAUUAUUAAUGUUAUUAUUGUGAAAGAAACACCGUGAUGGCGGCUUUGGUUUCAUGUUGUUUUGGAUGUUGUGGAGACAAUAACAGAGGCCACGUAACACUGAAGGAAAUGCCCACGGUUCAGCUGGACACUCAUCACAUGGGUACUGAUGUUGUCAUUGUGAAGAGUGGAAGACGCAUAUGUGGAACUGGUGGUUGCAUCGCAAACGCCCCUCUCCAUCAAAACAAGAGCUACUUUGAGUUCAAGAUUCAGUCCACAGGUGUCUGGGGAGUAGGAGUGGCAACACAGAAAGCAAAUCUGAAUCAGAUCCCUAUGGGUAGAGACCCACACAGCCUUGUGCUCCGGCAAGAUGGCACUGUGUACCACAACAAUGAAGAGAAGAACCGGUUACCUGCAAACAGCUUACCGCAGGAAGGAGACAUUGUGGGUGUUGCAUAUGAUCACGUGGAGCUGAAUUUGUACCUUAAUGGGAAGAAUAUGAACUGUCCAGCAUCAGGCAUUAGAGGAACUGUUUAUCCUGUAGUUUAUGUUGACGAUAGUGCAAUAUUGGAUUGCCAGUUCAGUGACUUCUACCAUCCUCCUCCGCAAGGCUACCAAAAGAUCAUGUUUGAGCAGCAGAUCUUCUAAAGUUCAUGUUGUGCUGUAUAUACACUAAAGAAAUGUACUCCACGGCCAGAAAUUGAAGUGCUAUGGUGACAACUGAACUCUUGAUGAUUAUGCUACUCAGCCUACUGAAAGGAGUUGAAAUUAAGUCAUCUGUGAUUUAGACUUGUGUAACACUGACACAUAUCUGGCCAUUUCUACUCCGUUUAAAAAGUCAUCCUAUGUCUUUCUGUUAUAUCAUCUGUGCAUUAAUGAUCUAGGCCCCGAUCUCAAAAGUUUUAUUCAGAACAUACAUCUUUAAUUUACACUUUUUAAUUUGCAUUUACUGAUGUACAGUAUUAAACGGGUGCAGUUGUGAACAUUAAUUUUUGUUUAAAGGCUGGUUUGAAGACAAAAACGGGUAAUAAUGGAGACACAUAUUACUGACCAUCAUGACUUUAUACUUUAUUCAUUUCAAGAGAACAAAGUGAUGCUGAUACUGAUUCAAAAUACUGUCAAAGCUCUUUGAUUUCAUUGUUGUCUGUCUGAUGUAUGAGCUGCACCUGCACACACCUUAUUCAUCAUGAUGACUUGGAUUUAUACAAGCUCUACACAAAUACAUAUAUUUAAAUUUCAUGGAGUUUAUAUUUGGUUGUAUUUUUUGGUUGUAUACACAUUAUGUCUUACUGCAGUUAAGUGUAACUAAUAUAUUAAACGCAAGCGAUACAAUAGAAUAAGUGUAGAGGUUAUUUACCUUAAAUAUUUAAUAAUUUGACCUGAAAAACAUCUGAUUGUGUUCUCUAAUUAUGAAAUAUUGCAAAUGAUCACAAAACUGUUUUUAAUAAAUCAAUGAGUAUUGAA